Brassica rapa (field mustard) is the source of this 1041-nucleotide messenger RNA. RefSeq names its product glutathione S-transferase T3-like. The record is from RefSeq and is a predicted model, not a curated record. Lineage: Eukaryota; Viridiplantae; Streptophyta; Magnoliopsida; Brassicales; Brassicaceae.
AUGGAUUCCAAUCCAUAUAGACAUAAUCCAAAUUUUGUUGAUCUUCUAAAUAGUCAACAAGAUGUGGCUUUUGGUUCCUAUGAAGAUAGUGUCGAGCUAUCUUCAAGCCAAGUUCCUUUUCUUCCCACUCAAGGUACAGCUGAUUCGAACUUCGUUGGAAACACUCCUCCUGACCGUAAGGAACGAAAGAAGUGGACGCCUUCGGAUGAUAUGUUGCUCAUUAGCUCGUGGUUAAACACGAGCAAGGAUGCAGUGGUUAACAAUGAGCAAAAAUUAGGCGCUUUCUGGUCAAGAGUAGCAGCGUAUUUUUCAGCGAGUCAGGUCUCUGGAGGCGAACAGAGAGAGGGAAAUAAUUGUAAGCAUCGAUGGCACAAGAUAAAUGAACAAGUUUGCAAGUUCUGUGGCGCCUAUGAAGCUGCAACAAGGGAGAGAAGUAGUGGCCAGAACGAGAAUGAUGUGGUGAAACGUGCGCAUGAAAUUUUUUUCAACAACUAUAAUAAGAGAUUUCUCCUUGAACAUGCUUGGAAGGAGCUGAGGAACGAUCAGAAGUGGUGUGAGCUUUCAUCUUCCAAAAACGCAGGAAGCUCAAAAAAAAGAAGGGUUGAUGAGGACGGGGCAGACGGUUCAAGCUCUCAACCAAGUGAAACAAUGCGUCCAGAGGGAGUUAAAGCCGCUAAGGCCCGUGGUAAGAAGACGGUGGUUGAGGAGAAUGCGCAGAAGGAGAAUGCGGCCAAGGAGUUUCAGUCUAUGUCGUCAUUAAAACAACAAGACUUGGUCUUGAAAGAUCGCUUGUCUAAGAACAUGCUUCUAGACAGUUUAAUUAACAAAACAGGACCUCUAGAUGAUGAAGAACAAGCCCUCAAGAAGAAGCUCAUCGGUGAUUUGAUGUGGAAAGAGUUCACGGGAGUGGAGCUGUUGUCAAUGACUGGUCACGAGAGUGGAGCUGUUUCUUGUCUUGUAGUGGUCACGAGAGUGGAAGCUUUCGUAGUGGUCAUGUUGUUUUCUAGUGGUCACGAGAGUGGAAGCUGGUCACGAGAGUGA